This is a messenger RNA of Tarenaya hassleriana, 912 nucleotides long. RefSeq lists its product as uncharacterized. Bases 1 to 912 code for a protein of 303 amino acids. The record is from RefSeq and is a predicted model, not a curated record. The transcript has 2 exons. Lineage: Eukaryota; Viridiplantae; Streptophyta; Magnoliopsida; Brassicales; Cleomaceae.
AUGGCGGACGCUGAGAAAGUAGAUGAUUUCGCUGAGAGGAUCACUACCAUAGUAAGCAAGUUAAGGUCUCUGGGGGAGACUGUUGAGGAAGUCUAUGUGGUGAAGAAGAUUCUGAGGUCAACUUCACAAAAGUUCAUUCAAAUGACCUCAAAUCUAGAGCAGUUCGGGGAUUUGAAGAACACAAGCAUAGAGAAAAUCAUCGGAUCACUCAAAGCGCAUGAGGAGCGCAAGAAUUGUGAACUAAAAAAGGAGGAAGAGCAAGUUAAUAUAGCUGAGGAGAAGGUAGAAGAACCAACUUUACUGAUGAUGGAAUCAUGUGAGUUGGUUCAUACAGUUGAGAUAGGUGAUGAUCAUGUAUUACUCAAUGAGGAAGGUGACUCUCUACAGAAGAGGUAUGGAGAAGGUCUAACUACAGAGAUGGUUUGGUAUUAUGACACAGGAGCCAGCAAUCAUAUGACAGGUUCCAAACAAGCCUUCACUACUUUGGAUGAAGAUGUGAGAGGACGUGUACGUUUCGGAGAUGGAACAUUCAUUGAAGUUAAGGGAAAAGGUUCGGUGAAAUUCUAUUGCAAAGAUGAAGGGAAGCUAAGGAUGGAAAAUGUGUACUACAUCCCUCAACUACAAAGCAACAUCAUAAGUCUUGGACAGCUAGAAGAGAUUGGAGCCAAGAUUGUGAUUGAGAAUGGAUUCAUGAGAGUCUUUGAUGCCAAAGGACAACUAGUUGCUAAAAUUCCACGAGCCUCGAAUCGUUUGUACACGAUGACACAGGCGCAUUCUACGUGUCUGCUAACAAGGAAAGACACUGAAACCUGGAAUUGGCAUGAGAGGUAUGGUCACUUGAAUUUUUUGGCUUUGAAAGAAAUGGCAAUGAUGGGAAUGGUGAAAGGGCUGCCUGAGAUUCAGCAGACUUGA